AUGGCGAAUCAAGGCGGUGGGGGACUGAUGAUGUUGAAAUUCGGGGAGAACGCGUCGAACGCAAGCUGGUUAGUGGAUAUUGGCGACGAGAAGUUCGUGAGCUUGGAGUUCCGAAAGGCCUUACGCUACUAUGGUAUGGCUUGCAAAACUGCACCGGAUUGUGGAUCUUACCGGUGUAAGAAGGCAUUUGGACAUCUCGCGCUUGGUGAAUUCGGAGAUGCGGUGACGGAAUUGGCCCCUGUAGCCACAUCGAUGGUUUUCAACGACGAGAGGGCAAGCUGCCUUUACAACCUCGCCUGCACACUUCUGAUUCUAUCGUUCUUGUGCUACUUUCCUUUCUUGUUUCUUAUUUCUGAAAAGAAUGAUGAAUUGAUGAUGCUCAAGAAGAUGCGGCUUUCUCCCAUUUUUUCAUCCAAGAUGUUCUCCAAGGACUUGCUUGGGGAAAUUUUAAGAAGACUUCCAGUGAAAGAGCUGAUGCGUUUCAAAUGCGUGUGCCGAACUUGGUUAUCAGUUAUUACGAAUCCAUUGUUUACCAAGGCCUACUCUGGUGGUUCUCGAGGUCUCCUCUUCAUCGAGCCCUCCUCGUGGCAGAAACUUCAAUGCUAUGGCUUUUUGCAUCGUAUCAUCUUUAAUGGUGGUGGUAAUAGUGUGAUCACCACUCAAAUUAUUCCUAACCAUAUUGUGUGGGCCGGCCAUUGGGUCCGAUGGAAAGGAUAUACAAACAUUGUGGAUGGUCUAAUAUGUUUUUAUCGCGGCAAGCAUUCUUGGUUGUAUAACAUUACAACCCGCGAGAUGGUCCAACUUCCUGAUUCGACUCAACAUGCUGAAGAAGAAAAUGUGUCUUGUGACAAAUACCAUUUUGGUUUCGAUCCUGUUAACAAACUAUACAAGUUGCUCAGGGUGUACCCCAACAGCGCGGAGCUUUUGACAAUCGGAAAAGAUUUUGCCUGGAGAAACAUCGAUUCCCAUCCGCCUGAGAUAGUAGAAUCUCAAAGCGUGUGCUUAGAUGGUGUUCUUUGUUGGAUGGACGAAUGUGGUCCACAAAUUACGGCAUUUGAUCUUGCUAUAGAGAAGUUUAUUUUUAUUCCUCCACCGGAUCAUGAUGAUGAUAAGUUUUUCCGCCCGUAUUGGAAGCUAAUAAACUUCGGGCAGAGUAUUAUUCUAACGAAACCUGGUUUUCUUCCGCACAUCAUGCGUUACUGCCGAUCUCACGAUGAUGGCGAUGGCACAGAGAAGAGAGGAUUUUGGGUUGAAGAGGAGGUAAGGGAUCUUUCCAGUAUAAGUAACCCUAUGGUCCUCGGAGAACUUCCCAAUGGAAAGAUGCUAAUAUAUAAUCAUUGGCUUCCCUGUCCAUCUACCCUUUACUUUGUCGACCCAUCCAAGAGACAGUGGGAAGAAGCGGAGGUUAGCCACACUUGGGAACAACUUAGAAGGUGUGGUUGUAGAGAUUUACGCUUCGGAAAUUGGUUCUAUUUUGAGGACAACAUCAUUUCGCUCACUCAGUUGACAUCUAGCAACAGAAAGGUUGUCAUUGGUGGCUAUGAUGAUGACGAUGACGACCAGUUUCUUAUUAAGGAUACUGAAAUAAGGAUUGUGAUUUAG
Oldenlandia corymbosa var. corymbosa is the source of this 1602-nucleotide messenger RNA. NCBI's taxonomy places the organism in Eukaryota, Viridiplantae, Streptophyta, Magnoliopsida, Gentianales, Rubiaceae. The record is from the annotation of a GenBank genome assembly.